Daldinia caldariorum is the source of this 2370-nucleotide messenger RNA. RefSeq lists its product as uncharacterized. The record is from RefSeq and is a predicted model, not a curated record. Gene Ontology annotation, molecular function: DNA-binding transcription factor activity, RNA polymerase II-specific; zinc ion binding. The transcript is spliced from 4 exons. NCBI's taxonomy places the organism in Eukaryota, Fungi, Ascomycota, Sordariomycetes, Xylariales, Hypoxylaceae. The coding region runs from base 570 to 2159 and encodes 529 amino acids. Gene Ontology annotation, biological process: regulation of DNA-templated transcription.
CAUUAGCACUCAGGGGAUGAAAUAUUAUUAUAGACUGAGCUGAUAGCAAGAGUAAGUCAGGAACGAAUUUGGUAGAUUGGUCGAUGGUUUCGGUAUCGCGAUUAUCCCAAAACUAGAGGCAGGGGUAACGUCGUAUGCAACCCUCUUGCUGCAGACUUAGCGCACUCGUGAUGUAGCAAUUAACUUGGAUGGUCUAAUCAGUAGCAGCUCACUCAUUGGCUUAUUCGAUUCCCCUUCGACUAUUUUUGUCAUCACCAAAUCCGACCGGAAUUGGAGUCCACGUCCGACUCUGUCCCUGUCGACAUCUCCUGGGCUCUGCCCAACUAAACGAGCACAGCCGCCUCUCUAAUAAAUGGUCACAUCUGGAACCUUAUAUGAGCCGCUACGCCUAUCUUAAAUGUCCUAGUCCUGUGGCUAUGUAUCUAUAUCAUGAUAUCUCUCUGGUUCAAAAAGUGCAACCCAGCGCAUUCUGAAGUCAAAGACCUUUUCCCCCGCCUCGGCCCACAAGGCUAUCAUAGGUACUUGGACAUAUCUCGCAGCGCCUCAUCUCACAUCUACCGCAGCUCAUCAUGGUUGGCGUAGCUGGCAGGAGUAAGGGCUGCAAUACUUGUCGGAAAAGAAGGGUUAAGUGUGAUGAGGCGAAACCCCAAUGCGGUCGCUGCAUCAAGGCUGGUUUCGAAUGUUUAGGCUAUCAGAGAGUCACGCAAUGGCGACACACUUCACUGGCCCCGGUUGCAACAUCCCGCUUGCACAUGUCUGAAUUUGUGGAUAUCGUGCAGCCGGUGCCCGUGAGUUUCGUCCCCCCACCAGAGCUCAGUCUAGGCGCCUUCGAAAGGGAUAUGUGCACGGCUCACAUGUUCGGAAACUUCGUAUGGAGGUCCUAUGGCUCCCUGUGGCUCAACCACGCAUGCGAGGGCAAACUUGGGAACCUUUCUCUUGAUGCCGUGACCGCCCUCUCUCAGUUGAGCUUCGGUCUAAAUAAUAAGGUUCAAGAACUUCAAUUCAAAGGGGCAGCACAGUACGGAAGAUGCUUAAGGAUCCUAGCCGAAGAGCUUCGUAGAGACAAUGCCACAGCUUACGAUAAUAGAAGGCUUGUAGUACCCAUUCUCGUCCUGAUGAUGGUUUCGGCGAUUCAAACAGAUAGAACUGGCGCUGCCUUUCAUCUGAAGGCAAUUGAGAAGGUCUUGAUACUGUGCGGUCCAAGGGCAUUUCAGCAACAGCCCCUAAGGAACGCCUUCGAAGCUGCCAGGGCCACCUUACUAAUUGCCUCGUUAUUUUCCAGACGAAGGAUAUUUCUCGAAGAUCCACGCUGGCAAGACGUUCCAUACGCAUUAGACCCAUGUGCAAAACCCCAGCAAUCAAGACUGCUCGAUAUCUUAGUCGCUAUACCAGGUUUGCUAGAAGAAAACGCCCGCAUUGACAGCAUGGGCUAUCAUCCAGAGGACGAUCCAGCCGCUUCUCCCCCCGCCUCAGAUAAGCGUCUGAUCUGUCGUGAGAAUUUAUGUGAAUAUAUGGUCCUUCUACUAGGGAAACUUUUCCGGUGGCGCUGGGACUGGCAACGCGAAUAUGGCCAAUACGUCUCAACAGAUGGUUACGAACGUCAAUCAAAUAAUUCCCCAACAGAUUCCGAGUUCACCGACACUCCUGAGGAACUCGGACGCUUGCGGUUCGAUCGCUCUAUGCAUGCUAAUGAUAUCAUGCUCUAUAACUCUGCCCUGAUGUGGUUGAUGACUCUUUUAUGGAAACUAAAUCCGUUACAAACAAAAUCCAUCAUACAAGAAUGCGCACGACAUGCUGCUACCUCAUCGGCCUUCACGCCACAGUCCUCAACAUUAUCACACGUUUCAUUCGAACCAUUAAGUGAGCCCGGUAGCGCCUUUUCUAUUCGAGACCCUGCCCUUGAAAUAUGUCGUGUUUUUGAUUGGCAAUGUCGGCACCACGGUCAGUGUGGCGCUCUUGACGAUCAGGCUUGCCUGUAUCUAUUCCCGGUAGGGAUGGCCCGAAGCGUCUUGGGUGCCGAGCCACAUUACCAGCAGUGGAUCGAUGACAUGCUGGACUCGACUCCUAUUACAGCAGGCUACGGCAGGCAUGGCGGAAGCAUAGUAGGCUUCAGCUCAUAUAUCACAAGAUACGCCCUCAACCCUGACAUUCGUGGUUGAAGAGAAUGUUUGCAUGGUAUGGGCCAAGGCAUCAUGCGAAAUGGGCACUAGGUUCCCAACACAAUUGGUAUCAAGGCUUUUACCGCCUUGUAAUGGAUGUGAAAACACCGCUCCAGUAUCUUCACGAAAUAUGACAGCUUCUAGCCAAACUAUAAGGGGACUUUGAAGUUGUGCUAUGCGCCUUGGACCUCGUUAUGAUGAUUCAUGAUAA